AUGACGAAGGUCAUGAGAUUAAACACCAACGAUAGGGUAGAACUCUUCAAUGGAAAAGGAGGUCUAGUUGAAGGAUUCAUACAGAACAUUGAUCGUACUGGAGCUGAUUUUGUGGCUCUGGAGAAUGCAAAGUUAGUUCCUCCCAUGGCCACUCAGUGGCAUGUGUUUGCCGCUUUUGGAACUUUGAAAGAAGGCCGUGUUGAUUGGCUUGUGGAGAAAUACACAGAGUUGGGAGCUAGUAGUGUGACACCUUUGUUGACUGAGCGUUCUCCUUCCAUUUCAGAUAACCGAUUUGACAGAUUAGAAUGUAUUAUUUUUGUUGCAUCUAAACAAUGUCAGCGAUUGCAUGAAUUAACUUUGAGACCUCCUCUAAAGAUCAGUGGACUUCUGCCUCUUGUUGCUCAGACAAAACUGUCUUUCAUUGCUGUUGCGGAGGCUACUCCUAUUUUAAGUGCUUUAAGUUCAUUGGAGAAAGAAUCAUCUGGUCUAAUGAUAAUUGGACCUGAAGGAGACUUCACUGUGAAAGAGUUGAGGAUGAUCAUGGAAGCAAGUGCAACAGCAGUUGGUCUCGGCCCACAUCGGUUACGGGUUGAAACUUCUACAAUUGCCUUUUUGUCAACUUUAAUGUUGUGGUCCAACUCUGAGGAAACACUAUAA
Oldenlandia corymbosa var. corymbosa is the source of this 657-nucleotide messenger RNA. The record is from the annotation of a GenBank genome assembly. Lineage: Eukaryota; Viridiplantae; Streptophyta; Magnoliopsida; Gentianales; Rubiaceae.